GGCGAUUGGGCAUUGUUUUUUUUAGAAGCAGCAAGAUGAGCACCUAUCUACAAAGCAGCGAGGGCAAGUUCAUCCCUGCUACAAAGAGGCCGGACGGCACUUGGCGCAAGGCGCGCCGAGUUAAGGACGGCUACGUGCCGCAAGAAGAAGUUCCCUUGUACGAGAGCAAGGGCAAGCAGUUCGUGGCCCAGCGGAGCCAGGCCGGAGUGCCGCCUGGCAUGUGUCCCCUGGUGGCCGCCGAGUCUAAGAGAGAGCGCGAGAAGCUGGAGCGGUCCAAGGCCAAGAAGCAAGAAAAGGAAGCAGCCAGGCAGACGAAAGCGCCUACGCCCGGCGUCCUGGUAAUGCCACCUAGCACGCACACGCAACAAAAACCUAACCAGCAGUCAUCUGGCAGCCAGGACGUCAACUCGGUUGCAAAAACACUCGAGGAUACCCUACGCCUAAACGGAUCUCAGGAGGUGGACUCCGCCAAGCAGUUAAAAAAGCUGCGCAAAAAGAUCCGCGAAAUCGAGCAAAUAGAAGCCCGGAUUGAAGCUGGCGAGCAAAAAAGCUGGACAAGGAUCAGCUGGACAAAGUAAAAAAGAAGGCGGAGAUCCUGCGACAAAUAAAGGCGUUAGAAACCGAGUCGCGAUCGUAGCCCCCAGGUCCCAAUAAACUCAGAUACUGCUAUAUCCUCACCUCGUGAACAAAUCAACGACCAGACGUCGAGCCGCCUCUACAAGAAACACAUACACAUGCCUAUGUCUGUUAAAUAGUUGUAUUAGUUUUAGCCGAAGAUGUCAAAGCCAUUUAGUAAUAUCGAUCUAUUUUAUUAAUGUGUGUCUAUCUUGAAACCUAGUUUAUACGAAUGCAGGAGUGGCUCGUUUAUUUAUAUAUAGGUAACUUUGUAAAUCAGAUUUAAUAAAUUGAACCCAUUUAAAGCAA
Messenger RNA from Drosophila ficusphila, 924 nucleotides. RefSeq names its product partner of Y14 and mago (gene Pym). Lineage: Eukaryota; Metazoa; Arthropoda; Insecta; Diptera; Drosophilidae. Gene Ontology annotation, cellular component: exon-exon junction complex; cytoplasm. The record is from RefSeq and is a predicted model, not a curated record. The transcript has a single exon. Bases 36 to 578 code for a protein of 180 amino acids. Gene Ontology annotation, biological process: exon-exon junction complex disassembly. Gene Ontology annotation, molecular function: RNA binding.